Penicillium hordei is the source of this 819-nucleotide messenger RNA. RefSeq names its product Glucose-methanol-choline oxidoreductase. Gene Ontology annotation, biological process: secondary metabolite biosynthetic process. NCBI's taxonomy places the organism in Eukaryota, Fungi, Ascomycota, Eurotiomycetes, Eurotiales, Aspergillaceae. The transcript is spliced from 3 exons. Gene Ontology annotation, molecular function: flavin adenine dinucleotide binding; oxidoreductase activity, acting on CH-OH group of donors. The coding region runs from base 1 to 819 and encodes 272 amino acids. The record is from RefSeq and is a predicted model, not a curated record.
AUGGCAUAUCGGCCGGCCCGUCUUCUCCUGACUCCUCUCCAUAACCAGAUAUUACACAGCAAUUCCACGAACGGCCAAACUCCAGAUGCGUUCAGUCCCACCGGCGGACCACUAGAGGUCUCUUUUAGGAAUGCUGUGCAUGCGUUUAGAACACGGUGCCAGAAGGCAUUUAUCGUGCUCGGUAUGAACCGAAUUGAUGGAUUCAACAGCGGUGGAUUACUUAGUUCUGCCUUUGCGGCCUUCACGAUAGACCCGCGAAACGCGCAACGCUCCAGCUCCGAGUCCAGCUUUCUUCAGGCCAUGUUGGACAAAGGUGCCGGACCCACAGUGUACAAGAACACCAUGGCGCAUAAGGCCUUAUUUGAUCACGAUAACAAGCACGCAACGGAGGUGCAAUUAUCGACUGAAGGCACCUUUGGCAGUCGGUCGGUCAACUUUACACUCCACGCUCUCACCCAGGCAUUGGACCUUGCGAACCAUCUGCGUAACCUUGAGUUUCCCUACAUCAAGAACCCUCCAGGCGUAGGCCAAAAGAUUGCAUUCAACGGUUAUAAUCUUAAUGAAGUCACAGCCGAUCCAAAGGAUGGACACCAGUAUGCAACCCUAAGUGGAGCAUUGGUUGCUCCUCUAUCUCGCGGCUCAGUCCGUCUUGCUGGCCCCAACAUGAACACCCCACCCUUGAUCGGUCCGCAAUGGUUUGUAGAUCCAACCGAUAAGGAUCUCGCCAUUCGGGCUGCAAAGCGGCAUCGGGAGAUUUGGGCGGAAUUGGCUAAGCUACGCGUCGCUGACCAGGAGUCAACGUUACCACUGAUGCUCUGA